Molecule: messenger RNA, 1614 nt
Organism: Lathyrus sativus (Indian pea)
Lineage: Eukaryota; Viridiplantae; Streptophyta; Magnoliopsida; Fabales; Fabaceae
Source: the annotation of a GenBank genome assembly
AUGGGUUUCUUCAGUACCAUUUUUGGGGUUUUCGGUUUCGGUUUUGGAAUUUCAAUUGGUCUCACUGUUGGUUACAUUCUCUUCAUUUACUUUCAACCUACUGAUGUUGAGGAUCCUGAAAUUAAGCCACUGGUGGAUCAAGAUGCUGAGAGUUUGCAACGAAUGCUUCCUGAGAUUCCUAAUUGGAUUAAGAAUCCUGAUUUUGAUAGGGUUGAUUGGCUUAAUAAGUUUAUAGAACUUAUGUGGCCUUAUCUUGAAAAGGCAAUUUGUAAGACUGCUAAGAACAUUGCGAAACCCAUUAUUGAAGAGCAGAUUCCAAAAUAUAAAAUUGAUUCUGUUGAGUUUCAAACACUCACUCUGGGGUCCCUGCCCCCAACUUUUCAAGGAAUGAAAGUUUACGUGACUGACGAGAAGGAGUUGAUUAUGGAGCCUUCUAUAAAAUGGGCUGGAAAUCCUAAUGUCACCAUUGCUGUAAAGGCAUUUGGGUUGAAAGCAACCGUUCAAGUUGUUGAUUUGCAAGUUUUUCUUUUGCCUCGCAUUACUUUGAAGCCUUUGGUUCCCAGCUUUCCUUGCUUUGCCAACAUCUUUGUUUCUCUCAUGGAAAAGCCACAUGUUGACUUUGGCCUAAAACUCAUGGGGGCUGAUCUUAUGUCUAUUCCUGGUGUCUACGGGAUUGUUCAGGAGCUUAUCAAAGAUCAGGUUGCAAACAUGUAUCUGUGGCCCAAAAACCUGGAAGUUCAAAUACUAGAUCCGGCAAAAGCUUUGAGGAGGCCUGUUGGAAUUUUACAUGUAAAGGUUCUGCAUGCCAUGAAGUUAAAGAAGAAAGAUCUUCUUGGUGCAUCUGAUCCUUACGUGAAACUAAAGUUUACUGACGAUAAGAUGCCAUCAAAAAAGACUACUGUAAAGCACAAGAACUUAAAUCCUGAAUGGAAUGAAGAAUUUAAUUUGGUAGUCAAAGAUCCAGAGUCCCAGGUUUUAGAGCUCAAUGUUUAUGACUGGGAACAGGUUGGGAAGCAUGAUAAGAUGGGUAUGAAUGUGAUCACUUUAAAAGAAGUUUCUCCUGAAGAGACCAAACGUUUUACUCUGGACCUUUUAAAAACAUUGGAUCCCAAUGACCCUCAAAAUGAGAAAUCACGAGGACAGAUUGUUGUGGAAUUGACUUAUAAACCCUUCAACGAAGAGGAGAUGGGCAAGGGCUUUGAUGAGACACAGACAAUUCCUAAAGCUCCUGAAGGCACUCCAGCUGGUGGAGGUCUUCUUGUAGUUAUAAUUCAUGAAGCUCAAGAUGUUGAAGGGAAGUACCACACUAAUCCACAUGUACGUAUUAUUUUCAGAGGGGAAGAAAAAAAGACUAAGCGCAUAAAAAAGAACAGGGAUCCAAGAUGGGAAGAUGAGUUCCAGUUUCCAGUAGAGGAGCCUCCCACCAAUGACAAACUACAUGUAGAGGUUGUCAGCACUUCAUCACGAAACCUGCUCCAUCAGAAAGAAACACUGGGUUAUGUCAAUAUCAACCUUGGGGACGUUGUUUCUAACAAGAGAAUCAAUGAGAAAUACCAUCUUAUAGAUUCCAAGAAUGGUCGCAUCCAGGUAGAGUUGCAGUGGAGAACUUCAUAA